AUGCCCUUCGGAAAAAUUCUCCACGUUGUCGGCAUCCAUGCAGCCGGCGAAGUCUGCGAUGUAGUCGUUGGCGGAGUAAUUGAUGUCCCAGGACUGACCAUGUACGACAAAAUGAUGCAUCUCUGGAAGCACCAAGAUGGAUUGCGGCAACUUCUAAUGAACGAGCCGCGUGGAUCCUCUGCCAUGUGCCAUAAUCUCAUUCUUCCGCCAUGCAAUAAAGAGGCAGAUGCCGGUUUCAUUAUCAUGGAACACGAAGAGUAUCCGCCCAUGUCAGGAGCAAACACCAUUGCCACCGCCACUGUCCUGCUCGAAACGGGCAUGAUUGAAAUGCAGUCGCCUAUUACAAGCCUUAAGCUAGACACGCCAGCGGGUUUGGUAGCGGUGGAUGCUGAGUGCCAGGGGGGCAAAUGCGUCAGCGUCUCUUUUCACAAUGUACCGUCGUUUGUGUUUGCUCUGGACAAGGAGAUUUCAGUUCCAGGCAUCGGGAAAAUUAAGGUCGACAUUGCGUGGGGGGGCAUGAUAUACGCUCUUGUUGAUGCUUCUACGCUUGGAUUGGAGAUUAAGAGCAAAAAUGGCGCGGAGUUGGUGCGGAUGGGAGAGACCAUCAAACGCGCAGUUCAGGAACAGACGGAUCCAGUCCAUCCUGAGAAUCCGAAGAUCAGGGGCGUGAGCAUUUUGGAAUUUACAGAGCCAUUGAUAGAUGAUGGUCACAAACAGUCGGCAGUUAACACCGUCGUCGUCUCGCCGGGACGACUCGACCGAAGCCCAUGCGGCACGGGGACCUGCGCUCGUCUUGCCGUUCUCCACGCGCGUGGUAUUCUUAGGGUUGGGGACUUCCUUUGUCAUCGCAGCAUCAUUGGGACGGAGUUUAUCGGAUCUAUUGGCGAGACAACAACGGUUGGAGAGUAUCCUGCCAUCCGCCCUACGGUGAAGGGAAGCGCUUGGAUCACCACUUUCAAACAGGUCGUUUUGCAUCCCACGGACCCCUUCCCUGAAGGCUUCAGGGUCGGCGAUGUUUGGCAGAUGUAA
Molecule: messenger RNA, 1029 nt
Organism: Pochonia chlamydosporia 170
Lineage: Eukaryota; Fungi; Ascomycota; Sordariomycetes; Hypocreales; Clavicipitaceae
Product: proline racemase
Exons: 1
Coding region: 1-1029 (342 amino acids)
Molecular function (GO): 4-hydroxyproline epimerase activity
Source: RefSeq, a predicted model, not a curated record